AUGAGGAUAAAGAUCGGACUGGCGAUCCUGCCAGAACAUGCAAAAAAAAAAAAAAAAAAGACUUCCCAUGACUCGUACAUUGUAUUUUCGGGCGGUCUCCACAAAUUUAUUAGCAAUAGAAAAAUUGAGCAAAGAGAAAGAGAGAAGAUAUCGUUGUCACCAUAG
Molecule: messenger RNA, 165 nt
Organism: Penicillium digitatum Pd1
Lineage: Eukaryota; Fungi; Ascomycota; Eurotiomycetes; Eurotiales; Aspergillaceae
Source: RefSeq, a predicted model, not a curated record